ACCCUCAAAAAAAAGAGAAAAAAACAAAUGCAGGCCUCGUCUCCCCAAUCCCCCCAUCCACACGAAACCCUAGCGGCCGAAUCGCGAUCCCCUUCCCGUCUCCGUCGCGACGGCUCCACCCCUACCCCUAUGAUCGUCGAUCAGAUGCCGAUGCCGCAGAAGCGGCGCCGCCGCCGGAGGAGGCCUCUUGAAGAAGGAGUGUCCCGCCGGCGCCUUGGUGACGGUGGCGCAUCGUUGUCUGGAUCCCUUGUCUAUUCGGACUCUGAUAGCAGCAGCCGUGUGGAUGGAGGCUCUCCGCCGCCCGACGAGCCUGCAACAGAGCCAAGGUACCAUGAAAUUGUUGCCUCGCGCCUCGCCCAAUUGCAGUUACCAGUCGGCUCGGAAUGGGACUUGGCCGGUUUUUCAAAUAUCCCUUCCCGCGAAAUCCUCGAAGCCCUUACUCGUAAAUCUUUCCACGAUGAUGAGUCGCGAGCUGCUCUAGUACAAUAUCAAAUCCAGUGUUUCUUCAACGAGGCCCAAGAGGGACGAGACAGAGAUUCACAAGGAAAAUCUGAUUCGGCCGUCGUUGUUGUUGCUGAACCGGCCAAUGAUGCUAUCACGAAGCAGCAACACAAAAGCGACUGUGAAAAGCUAGCGGCCCGCAUGACUGAAAUUGAGACUUACACCGAACUGGACCAAGAGGAGACCAACAAGUUCCAUCUCAAGUAUGCGCUUUAUCGCAUCAAAGCUUGCCUGCUGUUGAAAGGAGUGCCGGUUGACAAGAUUGAUGAUGCUGCGUUGGAACGCAAGUACCCUCCAGAGCUUAUCGUUAAGAACGACUACUUCUUUCACUACGUCCAGGAUGGCUUCUUUGGUUGGUAUUUUGAUUCCGAACUCUGUUACAAAAAGUCCUUGAGCGACUACCAGCGGCUAGUCAUUUUCAACGAUGGUGGUGUUGAGUAUACAAGUUGGAGUAGAUACCGAGCAUUUUAUAGCACCCCUGACGCUGAUAGAGAUUAUCUCCAAUACUGGGAAACAAUUGUGAAGGAAAUUAAAUGGGUUGAACAGUAUUUGCUGAUAAAUGAGUCGUCUAUUGAGUGGGCGCGUAUACAUUCAAAGGCCACAUUCCAAGCAUGUAGGAUCGCAGCUGGGUUUCAGAACAUGACUCUGGAACUAGCAGCUGUUGGUUUGCAUGAGUAUAUAUGGGAUGCACGCAUAAAUCUCAUGUUUGUGAAAGAUCGUGAUGGUGUCUUCUAUCAGAUUUGGAAGCGGGUCAAUGAUAAUCAUCAGCUGAGUUUCAGAGAUGCUCUUGAGCAAGUUUAUGGUGAAAACUUGUAUUCAGCACACGACCGCAGUAUGAAGUAUGAGCUGAAUUACGGCGGUUCCAACAUGGAGCAUGUUUUUGAUCGGUGCACGAAAGGCAUUAGUGACAGUGUUCCAGAAUGUAAAGCCCGUGAGCUGAUUGCACAGGAGAUCCGUUGGACGAGUUUGUCGUCUGGAACAUAUGCGCAGUACGCCAGGAAGAAGCUGAAGAUUGCAGAACUGAUAGGAUUAAUUCCAAGGACAAGAUAGGAGCUGCGUAGUUGUGUUUGUUAAGAUAACAGCUGUGUAGUUGUGUUGGUAAUGUCUUGGCGCUGGUUCCAUAA
Aegilops tauschii subsp. strangulata is the source of this 1625-nucleotide messenger RNA. RefSeq lists its product as uncharacterized. The record is from RefSeq and is a predicted model, not a curated record. Lineage: Eukaryota; Viridiplantae; Streptophyta; Magnoliopsida; Poales; Poaceae.